CACUUCACUAUCUGCUUCACUCCAUCUCUCUCUCUCUCUUCAAUUGCACAGACCUCCACCCAUUCCCCCGCCGUGACAAAAAUUAAUACCCGCCGCCAACUCUCAUCCAUUUCUUUUUCCCACUUAAAAUUUGGGGGCUUAUAAAUUAAAAAAAUGGUGGACGUGGACCGGAGGAUGGCCGGUCUGAACCCGGCCCAUCUUGCCGGACUCCGCCGCCUCUCAGCGCGCGCCUCCUCGUCCGCGCCGUCCACGCCGCUCCCGCCGCGCCACAGCCUCUUCUCCUUCCGCUCCCUCGCCGAGAAAGUCAUCACCCACCUAAAGAGCUCUGGCAUCCCUGUCCAGCCCGGCCUGACCGAGUCGGAGUUCGCCGUCGCCGAAGCCGAGUUCGGAUUCGCAUUCCCGCCGGACCUCAAAGCAGUGCUCUCAGCCGGCUUGCCUGUCGGCGCCGGCUUCCCCGACUGGCGCUCGUCCGGCUCCGCGCGCCUCCACCUCCGCGCCUCCAUCGACCUCCCCAUCGCCUCCAUCUCCUUCCAUAUAGCUCGCAACGCGCUCUGGUCGAAAUCGUGGGGACCGCGCCCCCCCGCGCCGGAAAAAGCCCUGAAAAUCGCCCGAACCGCUCUGAAGCGGGCGCCGCUCCUGAUCCCCAUCUUCAACCGCUGCUACAUCCCCUGCAACCCUAGCCUCGCCGGAAACCCUAUCUUCUACGUCGACGAGAAUCGGAUUUUCUGCUGCGGCUUCGAUCUAUCCGACUUCUUCGACCGCGAAUCCACACUCUUCCACGACGAAAUCACGAUUCACCGACCAGACGCGGGGAAAUCGGCAGCGAAUUUCUCGAGGAGGAGCCUGGACGCCGGCACGCGGACGCCGCGGUGGGUGGAGUUCUGGAGCGACGCGGCCGUGGACCGGCGGCGGAGGAGCUCGAAUUCGUCGUCGUCGCCGGAUAGGUACAUCGACAUGCCGAGAUCCGAUUUGCCGGAGUGGGUGGACGAGUACGUGGCUCAAAUCGGGUCGGUGCUGAGGGAGGGCGGGUGGGCGGAAUCCGACGUGGCGGAGAUCGUGGACGUGUCGGCGUCGGGGUUCUUCGAGGGGGAGAUGGUGAUGCUCGACAACCAGGCGGUGCUGGACGCGCUGCUGCUCAAAGCGGAUCGCUUCUCGGAUACGCUCCGGAAAGCCGGGUGGAGCUCCGAAGAGGUAUCGGAUGCGCUCGGCUUUGAUUUCCGACCGGAGAAAGGGAAGAAACAUGCGCUGAAGCUAUCGCCCCAGCUCACCCAGAGGAUUGGGAAACUGGCUGAUUCGGUCAACCGCUCAUCGUCGUCUUCCGCCUCAUCGUUCUAGUUUCGACGGCUCCACAUUCCGUUUUUUUUCCUUCUUCUUUUCCGAUUUUCAGUUUUUCCAAAUAUCGAUUUACUACUUUUUUUUUCUUUUCUUUUUUCGUUUAGGAAAUCGGGAAAAAACACGGUUUGUUUUUGUUCUUUUUUUUUAAAAAAAAAUUAUAAGUAUAUACUUACAUACUUGAUGAAAUGAAACGAUAUUAUUAUACCUUUGUCAA
Molecule: messenger RNA, 1549 nt
Organism: Salvia miltiorrhiza (redroot sage)
Lineage: Eukaryota; Viridiplantae; Streptophyta; Magnoliopsida; Lamiales; Lamiaceae
Exons: 1
Coding region: 154-1335 (393 amino acids)
Source: RefSeq, a predicted model, not a curated record